This is a messenger RNA of Daphnia pulex (common water flea), 6957 nucleotides long. RefSeq names its product vascular endothelial growth factor receptor 1-like. The transcript has 20 exons. Gene Ontology annotation, molecular function: ATP binding; transmembrane receptor protein tyrosine kinase activity. The record is from RefSeq and is a predicted model, not a curated record. Gene Ontology annotation, biological process: multicellular organism development; positive regulation of kinase activity; cell surface receptor protein tyrosine kinase signaling pathway. Lineage: Eukaryota; Metazoa; Arthropoda; Branchiopoda; Diplostraca; Daphniidae. The coding region runs from base 1019 to 4309 and encodes 1096 amino acids. Gene Ontology annotation, cellular component: signaling receptor complex.
UUCAUUUUGAAAACCAUGACAUAAUUUAAGGCAUCGAAGAAAAGCAAACUGCUCAAAUGAAAUAAUGUUCCACUCGCCCCGUCGUCCCGUCUUGCUCCGAGUUCAAAAAGAUAGUUUUACUAGUAUGGGUUAUAAGUUAUAACUGGAUAACAUCAACCUAGCCUAAGUGAUAACAAUGUUGACGUAUUGCAUAUGGAUUCAAAAGAUGAUCAGCAAUUACUUAUCUCCAUUGUGCAAUUGGAGAAAGGGAAAUCCACAUCCUCAUCCGGGAGAUUAAUUCAAUUGCUUUACGUUUUUGCUACCGUCAAAAGCAUAGUAAAAAUAACUGCUAACCCGGGAAUUCACUACAUGUUGUGAUUUUGUGGUGUUAUUGUGGUCGUUCAGUUUCUUGUUCUUUCAGAAUAAAGUAGGAAGAGAAAAUCAAUUUGCGGUUUCGGCUUGUUGCUUUCAACACGCCAGGAUAUGGUUUCCAAGUUCCAAAUCGGUUAAGGAUAAUGUUAAAUGUACACAGGAAAAGACGGUUUUUAGUAUUCAUAAAAGCAGAAAUCGCAGAAACUAGACGAACCACGCAAGAACUUUUGUUGCUCUGUUUAGAGGCCAAAUAAUGCUGUGCUCCCGAAGGUGAAAUCUUUUCCACCUUAGUAUUCCACGUCCGUCGCAAUCUAGUUUGAAAGAAAAGAAAUAAAAACUGGCAGUGUGCGAACGAAAGGAGAUCCGUAGAGACGCACACACAAUUUUCUUCCUUACAUAAUUUAUCUGUGGGAAAAUCCAUUCGGCAGCUAACUGCGAAAUCUGACUUGGAAAAUUUCAUUUCGCAACCAUUUUUGCCUGAAGUGAAACAACGGUUGGGAAUUGAGUGACUUGGAAUCCAGUGCAUUGUCAUCUCACAUUUUAUUUGAACAUUCAGUUUGACUCUUCCAUUUCAUCCGACAUUGUUUUAGAGUUGAUAUCAUGAGCUUGAAUAAUAUUGAUGCGAGUACAGGUCUAAACAAGUGUAAUUAGUACGACAAAAGUGAAAAUGUCUUCAAUUUACAUUCUGCUUGGAAUCGCAUUGUUAUCUUUAAUGAAUCUAGUGGAUGCAGAGAUUUCGACAGAUUGGAACACUGGCGACGGUGGAUUCAAAUGGCGGACCAACUGUGACUUUUACCAUGACGAUAUAGGGCAAUUGCCUCUUACGGCUGCUCUCGGAGAAGAGUGUGGUCGAUUUUGUAUUGCUAACCCGCAAUGCAGCCAUUUUGCAUAUGGUUAUGGACAGAAUUGUUACAUGAAGAAGGCGCCAUUGACGAAACCUCGUCAAGAUGUCGAUAAUGAGGGUAAAGACAUUUGUGGUUUCAUUCCCUGGAGAUUUGGAUCUGAAUCGGGGAAAGAUGACUGGAAAUCCAUCAACGGCAGUGGUACUCAAAACUGCGGUUUUUAUGGCAACAACAGUUUGAUUUUGACGACAGAGUGCCGACAGGCCAAAGAUUGCUCCUUUUGGUACCAACAGGUUCUUCAUACUAAUGGUUCAACAGCCUGUAAAUUAGCAGAUGGAAGUUCAGGAUCUUGUUGCCCGGAGAUCCCCAAGCUCACCGAGAUCUCUAAAGAAACCCAAUAUAUUAGAAUGAUUCCUGGUGGGGGUGAACGAAUAAUCGACGCGGGAACAACCCUCACGUUGACGUGCGUCUACGCCUUUGAAAACGAAAAUCAAAGGAACACUUUCAAUUUUUCGUGGGAAAUUCCAGAUUACUUAUCCAAAAAUGCGGAAUUGAGCGACUUGGACAACCGCCUUCGCAAAACUUUUGGAAGGAAUGAGACCCACAUGACAUCGACGUUGUCUCUGGCAAACACAAGAGCCAGAGACACUGGAAACUUCGGUUGCAGGGGUAUCCCUUACGGCUUUGAAAACACAUUUACAGUGAAUCAAUACGUCUAUGUAUUCAAUGAUACGGAACUUGUAAUAGUCGAGGCUAAUGAGUAUUACUUCGACAUUCCUCUCGGUGUUUCUAAUUACCCUAUCAAUUGCAAAUCAAACCAUCCGGAUGUCAACGUUUCUCUCAUCUACCAACAAAAAUAUACAGCAAGAGCUAAAAACUUGCCGGAACCAAAAAGCGAUUUGCUGUCAGAUCCAAAUUCAAAUUGGUCUUUCGAAAUAAGAAAUGGACUAAAACUCAAGAAAUCGAAGAUUGACGACAAUGGCAUUUUCAAUUGCAUUGGGACCUAUAAAAAUAAGAAACAUACAAGUGGUUUAUUUUUGUUUAUCGCUGGAAUGGAAUUGGCGAGAAUUGAUGGCGUAGGUGACCCUUUGGAAGGAAGUAACGUUACUUUAAGCUGUCGAACUUACCAAUAUGCUGCGUCCUCCACACCACCAAUAUGGUCCUACCAAAUCGACGGAAAAGGACAAAUGCAAAUUAUUGAUGAAAUCAAUCCACCUGAAGGUAUUGAAAUAACAAGCGAGAAAUUUGACUAUGGUGGUAAGGCACUUUACGAAAAUCAACUUUACAUUUUCGACAUAAGUCCAAAUGCCUAUACGUUUCAAUGCCAAGGAAGUGGAUUCACUGAAAAUAUUUCAUUUCGCGCUAAAGAAUUAAAUGGCGACUCAAUGCUUAACAAUGUUCAACUGGAAAAGGAUAUCGCCCAAAACUUAACUUGCUUCAAAGGAUCUCAGAAUACUCGCAUCAAAUGGUUUAAGGAUGGGGAAGAAUAUACAGGAAAAGUUUACUCCGAUAGCACCUUUUCAAUCUUGCCGCUGCAAGGGAAUAUAAAGGAAAAUGGACGUUACGCUUGUCAGUGGAAAGUCAAUUUUCCAGGUGAUGUGAAAUACAGGAAUUUCACGGUCUCUUACCUUGACAGAAUUCCAGAAAAUGACAAGACCGUCGUCAUCGCCGUUUUUACAACAUUUGCAGUUUUACUUUUGGUACUAAUUGUCAUCGUUGGAGUUAAAUUUUAUUACGACAAGAACCAACGAGUUUCACAGGAAGCGCUAAUUAAAUUGCUGAAUGGAAAUGCCAAUCAAAUUAAUGACCAGUCACCAAUUGAAGACCAGGUAGAGUUCCUUCCCUAUGAUAGACGCUGGGAAUUUCCAAGAAGUCGACUGAAACUCGGAGGCCAGCUUGGAGUUGGGUGCUUUGGUCGUGUAGUCAAAGCGGAAGCAGUGGGACUCAAAGAGUCUGAAGAAACUGUCAAAACAGUGGCCGUCAAAAUGGUCCGGUCGGAAGCCAACGUCACCGCAAUGGAAGCUCUUAUCAGUGAACUGAAAAUUCUCGUCUAUUUGGGAUCGCACCUCAACGUCGUCAAUCUGCUGGGAGCUUGCACCAAACAAAUACAUAAAGGAAAACUUUUAGUGAUCGUUGAAUAUUGUCGAUUUGGGAAUUUGCAAUCGUUUUUGAUUAACCACAGGACUAACUUUGUUAAUUUGGUGGACGAGUUUGGGAACCUGAAAACGCAAGACGAAUUAGAAAGCCAGUUCACCAGGUCAAAAUGGGAAGAAAACUCAUCGCAAGUCGAGACGAGCGAUUUGCAAGCUGACGAUCAUCCUGGCGUGAAUUCAUCCUCUGAAUUUUUAGACGUUUCAAGUAAAAGCACAUAUUCCAACCUACAAGAUCUGGACGGAAACUUAGAUCGGCCGAUGUCAACAACAGAUCUCAUAUCUUGGUCUUUUCAAAUAGCUCGAGGAAUGGACUACCUGGUUAGCAAAAAAGUCCUCCAUGGUGAUCUGGCCGCCCGAAAUAUUCUGCUCGCUGACGAUGGAAUAGCAAAAGUGGCCGACUUUGGAAUGGCGAAGAAAAUGUAUUACGAUGAAAAUUACGAAAAAGGCGGACAAGGUUUGAUGCCGGUGAAGUGGAUGGCGAUUGAAUCCUUGGUUGACCGUAUCUUUUCCAGCCAAUCCGACGUUUGGUCGUACGGAGUUGUCCUCUGGGAAAUCUUUUCUUUGGGCCGAGUUCCAUAUCCAGGUAUGGACGUCGGGCACAUACUCAUGAAAGAAAUUCUAAGAGGAUAUCGGAUGGACAAACCGGAACUGGCGCCCAACUUCUUCAGUGAAAUGAUGGCCGAUUGCUGGAAAUCGGAUCCGAAAGAGAGACCCACCUUCAGUCAAAUGGAGGAGAUUAUCUGCAGCCACAUGGAGUCGUCGGUCAGCUCGGACUAUUUUAAUAUGAACGCGUCAUAUGCCAAGCUCAACGAAGAAAAGGAGAACGCAACGCCAAUGGAUACUUUUGGAUUGGCCAAGUUGUUGAGAGAAAAUUCGGGAACUAAAUCGAAAAAAUACGCCACGCCACGAAAUUCAAUGUUUCCUAUGCGAUCUUCCAAAAAAAUUGCGGAUUCCGAUCUGUAGCCGGGCAAUGUGCUGCACCGAGUCCAGGCGGUAGUCCCAGUACAAUGUUUUUACCCAUUUGUAGUUUGUUAUGUCACCCCUACCCUUAUUUUCUUUUUGUCUAUUUUACUGUCUCUUCCUUUUAUUUGUUGCAUUAAAAAAAUGUUCGUGUUCACCAGAAUGACGAAUUGUGGAAUUGACGAUGUCACUUGUCAUCAGAUUUGAAAUAUGUAUAGAAAGUGACAUUUUUACCUUAAGAGUUUUGCGUAAAUCCUGUUCAAAGUGUGUUAAUCAGUGACUGGUUGGUUUAUAGGCAAGACAAAUUUGCAAAUGAGUAUUGGGUUACGAACCCCCCAAAAGGCUAGUUGAUUCCUUAUCCUGAGAGUUGGCCAUUACAACCGUUCUUCCUUCAUCGAUUCAUUGAAGCUGUCAGGUGUCAGAAUUUGGAUUAAAUGUGGGUAAAUUUGUUGUUUUUAGAUCGUUGAAAAAUUCUGAAGGGAAUAUGAGUUUGGACAAGCGACAAUAGAUCAAUAUUUUAAAAAUCUAAAAUCUUUACUAGUUCGAUGGCCGGGACGAUGGCCUACACCACAGUGACAACGGGAGCAACCAAGCGUGUCACGGUACUAUUUCUGUCGUCGCGUCUCCGUUUGUCGUUUUACCGCCAUCCUUAUAGCUUCCCUUUUCAUCAACUUUAUCCUGAAGGUAUCUAACAGAUAGUGAGGACUUAAAAAAGAGAGACAUCGAACAGCUCCCCAUCAGGCCAAAAGGCAGAGAUCUGAGGACAUGGCUGAAUUCAUAGUGGGUCCACCAUCUACUCCAUCAGCUCUGGAACAAAAGUUGCAGAAGGCAGAGACAGAAAUGAAAUACUUAUUUGUAUCUACAAGCACAUUGGCCUAAGGGGCACUUCGUGAAGACAAGCAAUCAAAGGUAAGAUAAAAUCUCUCAUAACUAUUCAUCUAAAUGGUAGAUAAACUCUUGGGGCCAUCGAAUCAAACAAUCAUGGAAAAUAGUCCAUCAACUUUUUUGUCAUCACUUCGACUUCUCUUGGCUCUUUUUUCAUUUUUUCGUAGAAGUUUGAUAAGAUUGUGGAUUCCUUGUCGAUAAAGUUGCCAACGAUGGUUUAGGGUUUGAUGUUUAUUUCGAUAUCUUGUUCGUUUGAUGAAUGCCGCCCUUCUGCUGCAACAGUCACACGAAAAAGAAUCAAAACUGAAAGCUCGCCCUGUGUCAUAGCACUUGUUCCAUGCAGUGCAACAGUAAAUCUUUCUAACAUUUCUUAGCUUGUUUUCUUUUGUCCCCUAUUUUGUAAAAAAUAAAGGGAUUAAAUACCUCCCAUGACGAGGUUGUUUGAAAAUAAAGAGGGUGGAUCUUAAUGGCUCGCCUUCGGUUUCAUCAGCAACCAUUUUCGGGGAAAUAUAUCAACUUGGGUGGCGAGCAAACGUUGGGCAAAGGACAACGUCGAUUUUCAGAAUCGGAGUAGGACAACGUCAAGUUUGCAAAAACAACGUUCCGACAGAAAUGCGACAAUGUAUCGACAGUCUUCCACUUGUUUUUGUUCUGUUGAGUUAAAUUUUUUUCUUCUAUUCUAUUUGCAAUCCCAAUUAUAUUGGUGUUCCUUAUUGAUUAAUCAUUAGUUAUUAUGGCUGCUCCUAGUGUGACCGAUCUCUUUUGCAAAGCCGUCAGCAAAGGUUCGUUAGAUGAAUUAAACGUGUUAUACCGAAAACACGGACCGGAGGGAAUCGUGGCCAAUUUGAUGGAAACUCCCUGCAACAAACAAGGCGAUACGUGUCUUAAAGUGGCUGUUGAAAACGAAUUUUACGACGUGCUCGAGUUCUUGGUGCACCAGCUGAAAAAGCACAUAAUGUGCUGUACAUGGAAAAGCUCUAUUGAAAAUGUAAGUCUUUUUUCAUGGGAAACGUUUAAAUUGAUAGAAGUCACAGAGCCGUUUGUACUAUCGCCCGAUAUUGCCAUCAUUCGUGAUAUUUGCCAUCAAAUGCCAAUUACCAAAUUGAUAGAAUAUCUCGUUGAUGUGACGAAUGACGAGCCUCUAUGGUUAGAGUUCGUCUUAAACUCAAUAAUGGCAAGUUCAGUCCCUCGGCCGGAUAAAAUUAUUGCGCUUGAAUGUAUGGGAAUCGCCUUCAUCUUCAAACAAACGUGUUACAAUAUUGGUUGGAAAACUCAGUUCAACGAAUUUAUAUUUUGGCGUGGACUACGUUGUUGGAAAGAGGCUUUGAUCCUGCGAAAUGCGACGGCAGAUGGUGACCCAGCUAUACCCAAAGUUCCCAUCGAAUUGUCUGAAAUUUUACGCAAUGCGUUGGGGGACAUAGCCGAAUUCAAAACAGUAGAAGAACUGGAGCAAUUGGAACAACAGUGGUCCUUACGUAGAGAAUUCGAAGAGUGGCAAAGAUUACGCCAGUCCCUCGAAGCUCAAGCUCUUCUCGUCGGGCAUCGGAUCUUUACUCAGCAAAAAUCUUUACUCAGCACCGGCAUGAAUUCAUUUCACCUGGAAAAUUUUGUAUUAUUUUUCAAACACAUUCGCGACAGCGAAUGGAUGUUAAAGCAAUACCGUGUUCGCAAGUUCAACAUUUGUCUAAUCAUCCUGGAUCUGUCUUACGGGUUCAGGUUCAAUUUAACUUCUCCGCACAAAUACAUUGAGCAUUUUGAUGCAGCAA